AUGGCUUUCUCAACUGCGUCUCCAUCAGAUUACCGUUUCGCUCGCAUCACACCACACGAUCAUAGCGCUACGCUAUGGAUAAUUACUAUUCUCUCGCCCAUAUAUGCUACCUUGGUCCUUGGGGUACGCCUAGGGUACACUAAAUGGAGAGCAUAUAGCGUUGAUGACCUUCUCAUUGUCUUGGCACACAUUGUGGGAACUGGAAUGUGGAUAAUACUACUGACGUCUAUUGGACAUGGUCUUGGAAAAUCAUAUGAUAUCCUUGAUGAUGUAGACAUAUUACGAGUGCAGCAGACCUUCUUUGCUACCCGAAUCCUGCUUUAUAUCGCACUCGCCUUCUCGAAGAGCUCUAUUCUUAUCCUAAUCUCAGAUGUCUUUGGGCGCAUGCCCAAAGUCACAUACACAGCCAAUGCUACCAUCGCGUUUCUCGCGAUAUGGGGCAUAUCUGGAGUGAUAUCAGUUCCUCUUGGGUGUAAAAUUGAGAGCAUUAUACCCAAGUCUGGAUUUAAUCACUGUGUGCAUUCUAUUCCUUGGAUCCAGGCGCUUACUAUUAUUGAUAUUAUCACCGAACUCUUCACUGUUCUAACACCGCUUUUGGGUCUAUAUCGUAAUAAAAUGCAUGUUGAGGAUAAGGCUGUCGUCAUGGUGGCUUUUUUCACUCGAAUACCAAAUGUCGUUUUCUCUCUCAUUCAUAUGAUUGCAUAUUCAAAAUUCGUCAAGGAGCGUCAGACCGCUAUCCAAGUCGUUCCAACCGUCGUUUGGCAAAGCACUCUUCUAUGUUACAGCCUCAUAUCUGCUACAACACCCACACUCAAGGGUUUUACCCAAGGAUUCAAAACUACUGGCUUAUCUAUAGAAUAUGCUCGAGAUCCAGUAACGGGUGAGCUUAGUGGGGCACGAACGAGUAUCGCGUUGAAUCCCUUAACAUCAAAGUCAAGCUCAAACGCUUCACCAAAUGGGACCGUUUUACAAGCCCACAGUAUGUCGAUACAAGACAACUCGACAGAGAACUACAAAACAGCCACUCUAGUUUCAAGGUCAAGAGAUGGGUUACGGUGCUGCCGUGAUGAGAGCUCUUCGAUAGCCAGCUGCGAGUCUCGUCAAGUUAUGAUUAAGCAGGAAUGGAGGGUCUCAGAUAGCUAUAGGUUGUGA
Messenger RNA from Bipolaris oryzae ATCC 44560, 1152 nucleotides. RefSeq lists its product as uncharacterized. The record is from RefSeq and is a predicted model, not a curated record. Bases 1 to 1152 code for a protein of 383 amino acids. Lineage: Eukaryota; Fungi; Ascomycota; Dothideomycetes; Pleosporales; Pleosporaceae. The transcript is spliced from 5 exons.